Molecule: messenger RNA, 687 nt
Organism: Ichthyophthirius multifiliis
Lineage: Eukaryota; Ciliophora; Oligohymenophorea; Hymenostomatida
Exons: 2
Source: RefSeq, a predicted model, not a curated record
GCUUUGGCAUAUGAAUCUGAAAUAUAUGAAUGCUUAGACUUUUUCCCAAAAAUAUAUGAUGUAGAAAUAUAAUUAUAAGGCUUUAAUGAACAUUAACAUAUUCACACUAUAAACUUAAAAUAAGAUUCACUAAAAGACUAAAAUAUGAAAACGAUAGUAUUAUUACAUGGAUAUGGAAAUACAAGUUUAAGCUAUUAUAAAAUGAUAAAAGAUCUAAGCUUUAAAUUCGAUACAUAUGCAUUAGAUUUACUAGGAAUGGGAUUAUCAUCUCGUCCUAAAUAUGAAAUAAACGAUAUAAAAGAAACAAUAGAAUUUUUUGUUGAAUCAUUAGAACUUUGGAGAUAAAAAAUAAAAAAAUAAGAUAAAUUGGUUUUAGUAGGUCAUUCUUUUGGAGGUUAUAUGGCAUUAAAUUAUGCUCUGAAAUAUCCUUAAAAUGUAGAAAACCUAAUAUUAUUAUCACCUAUGGGAGCAACUAAAAAAUCUGAAAAGGAAAAUUAAUAAUUUGAAAAAGAAACAAAAGAAAAACUAACAUUUUACCAAAAAAUAGGGUAUAUUGUUUUCUAAAAUAUGUGGGAAAAAAAACAAUCAUUUUAUGAUAUAUAUAAUUAAUGGUACUAUCCAAGAGAACAUUAAAUGGUUCAUUUAAAUGCUGAAUAAAUAACAGAGUAUAUACUAAAAAAUGUUUGA